Orbilia oligospora ATCC 24927 is the source of this 324-nucleotide messenger RNA. RefSeq lists its product as uncharacterized. The transcript has 2 exons. The coding region runs from base 1 to 324 and encodes 107 amino acids. Lineage: Eukaryota; Fungi; Ascomycota; Orbiliomycetes; Orbiliales; Orbiliaceae. The record is from RefSeq and is a predicted model, not a curated record.
AUGAGGACUUUCGAAGCCCUCAAUGGUUUGCAAACAAUAUCACUACUCUUCAGAAACCGACAAACGCCAGAAAAGGUUCGUUUAAGGGUCACAGAGUUUUUAUACUUCUACCUUCUUCCCGAAGUCGAGGAUUCGCAGGGGCACCAGCGGAACCGAUAUCAAAUGCGGGAGAGCGGGUAUUCAUCCGCGCAAUUUGUAGUGAUCGGGAACGAAAGGGUCAUGGGGCCCAAGACGAGGAGUAUUGAGCAAAAGGAAGAGAUGUUGGGGAAGCAUUUGAAGGGGAUUGAAGGGAUUGUACGAGAUAUUCGAAGAGUAGUUUCUUAA